Messenger RNA from Halichondria panicea, 1234 nucleotides. Its product is annotated as inositol monophosphatase 3-like. Lineage: Eukaryota; Metazoa; Porifera; Demospongiae; Suberitida; Halichondriidae. Gene Ontology annotation, molecular function: 3'-nucleotidase activity. Bases 112 to 1155 code for a protein of 347 amino acids. Gene Ontology annotation, biological process: phosphatidylinositol phosphate biosynthetic process. Gene Ontology annotation, cellular component: endomembrane system. The transcript has 3 exons. The record is from RefSeq and is a predicted model, not a curated record.
AAUUUCUUUUUACUGCACACCUCAGCGAACACGCUACUUUAAUAGUUGCCAUCAUAGAUAGAUUACUAUCUAUGGUUGCCAGUGAUUCACAGUGCUAAUUCAACUGAAGCUAUGGCUACGGAUCUCAGAUUCAACCGCAAUGGAGCGCCCAUUUUAUUUGCCAUCGGGUUGGUAGUGAUGCUGUUCAUCUUGUACCGAGUGCAUUGGUCGAGAGAGACUGUUCGUAUCUCUGAGGUGCUUUCUGCUUCCAUUAUAUUAGCUGAAAGAGGAGGGCGGAGGAUUGUAGAGAUACGGAAAAUGACCGAUGCCGAAAUCGGAAGGCUAUCCAAGGGACGCACUAAUGAAGGAAAGGAUGAAUUCGUCACCUUGGGUGAUAAGGAGUCGCAUGAGAUCAUAGUGUCUGGUUUCCAGUCGCUGUGGCCCAACUUACCCAUACAGUCCGAAGAGAGUGAUUUGACCACAAUGAAAGUUGAACCAAUAUCGUCUGAGCUUCACACAGAAAUAAGUGAGAUGCUUCGAGGCAGAGAUGAUCCGGUGCCUAUGGAUGACCUCACAGUGUGGAUUGACCCACUAGAUGCUACCCAGGAGUACACAGAGGGUGGAAAUGACCCUGACCUAUUAAUGUACGUCACCGUGAUGGUGUGUAUCGCUGUGAAGGGAAGACCGAUUGCUGGAGUCAUUUAUCAACCAUAUCAGCAGAUCAAAGGCCUCAGAACUGAGGGGAUCACUAAAUGGGCGUGGGUUGGUCAUGGGGUGUCUGAAUCAUUAGAAGUAGAACAUCUUAAGGCAGAGCAGGGGAAAACGGCGAACAUUCGAAUUAUUUCCUCGAGAUCACAUUCUGGAGAUGUCAAACAGGUUGCUGAUAAAGCGUUUCCUAAUAAAAAUGUGGAGCAUAUGGUGGCUGCUGGUUCCGGCUAUAAAGUGUUGCAGGUAAUGGAGAAUCGUGCUGACCUUUACCUGCACACUACUGCCAUUAAGAAAUGGGACAUUUGUGCUGGGAACGCUAUUUUGAAUGCUGGGGGUGGGAAGAUGACCACAAGAAAAGGAGUGGAGAUUGAUUACAGCUUUAAGGGGAGCGAGAAAAACCCUGAUGGAUUAGUGGUAGCAUUGGACACAAACUUUGAUGACUAUCUUAGCAGAUUGAGAAUUAAGUGAACCUAUUGCAUUUUCCACCACGUGCACUCGUCAUGUUUUAAUCUGAAGUGAUAUUAAUGUUAUAAUUAUGAAUAAAUUA